Molecule: messenger RNA, 3291 nt
Organism: Microtus ochrogaster (prairie vole)
Lineage: Eukaryota; Metazoa; Chordata; Mammalia; Rodentia; Cricetidae
Gene: Slc26a9
Product: solute carrier family 26 member 9
Biological process (GO): transmembrane transport
Cellular component (GO): membrane
Source: RefSeq, a predicted model, not a curated record
AUGAGCCAGCCCAGGCCCCGCUACGUGGUAGACAGAGCUGCGUACUCCCUCACCCUCUUCGAUGAUGAGUUUGAGAAAAAGGACCGCACCUACCCGGUGGGAGAGAAACUUCGCAACACCUUCAGGUGCUCCUCAACCAAGUUCAAAGCCAUUGUGUUGGGGCUGCUGCCUGUGCUCUCCUGGCUCCCCAAGUACAAGAUCAAAGACUACAUCAUCCCAGACAUGCUGGGUGGACUCAGUGGGGGUUGUAUACAGGUGCCACAAGGCAUGGCAUUUGCAUUGCUGGCGAACCUUCCUGCAGUCAAUGGUCUCUACUCCUCCUUCUUUCCCCUCCUGACCUACUUCUUCCUAGGGGGUAUACACCAGAUGGUCCCAGGUACCUUUGCCGUUAUCAGCAUCCUGGUGGGUAACAUCUGUCUGCAGCUGGCCCCAGAGUCAAAAUUCCAGAUCUUCAACAAUGCCACCAACGAGAGCUACGUGGACACAGCAGCCAUGGAGGCGGAAAGGUUGCAUGUGUCGGCGACACUUGCCUGCCUGACCGCCGUCAUCCAGAUGGGCUUGGGCUUCAUGCAGUUUGGCUUUGUUGCCAUUUACCUCUCUGAAUCCUUCAUCCGGGGCUUCAUGACAGCUGCUGGCCUGCAGAUUCUGAUCUCCGUGCUCAAGUACAUCUUUGGUCUGACCAUCCCCUCCUAUGCUGGCCCAGGCUCCAUCGUUUUUACCUUCAUUGACAUUUGCAAAAACCUCCCCCACACCAACAUCGCGUCGCUCAUCUUCGCCCUGGUCAGUGCUGUCUUCCUGGUGCUGGUGAAGGAACUCAACGCUCGGUACAUGCACAAGAUCCACUUCCCCAUCCCGACGGAGAUGAUCGUGGUGGUAGUGGCAACAGCUAUCUCUGGGAGCUACAAGAUGCCAAAAAAAUAUCACAUGCAGAUCGUGGGAGAGAUCCAACAUGGGUUUCCCACUCCAGUGGUCCCAGUGGUUUCGCAGUGGAAGGACAUGGUGGGCACAGCCUUCUCCCUGGCAAUCGUGGGCUACGUCAUCAAUCUGGCUAUGGGUCGGACCCUCGCCAGCAAGCAUGGUUAUGACGUGGAUUCUAAUCAGGAGAUGAUUGCCCUGGGCUGUAGCAACUUCUUCGGCUCCUUUUUCAAGAUUCAUGUCAUCUGCUGUGCGCUCUCUGUCACCCUGGCUGUGGACGGGGCUGGAGGAAAAUCCCAGGUGGCAAGCUUGUGUGUGUCUCUGGUGGUGAUGAUCACCAUGCUGGUCCUGGGGUCCUAUCUGUACCCUCUCCCCAAGGCUGUGCUAGGAGCCCUGAUAGCUGUCAACCUCAAGAACUCCCUCAAGCAACUCAGCGACCCCUACUACCUGUGGAGGAAGAGCAAGCUGGACUGUUGCGUCUGGGUGGUCAGCUUCCUCUCCUCCUUCUUCCUGAGUCUCCCCUAUGGUGUAGCAGUGGGUGUGGCCUUCUCCAUCCUGGUUGUGAUCUUCCAGACCCAAUUUCGAAAUGGUUCCACACUAGCCCAGAUCAUGGACACGGACAUCUAUGUGAACCCCAAGACCUACAACAGGGUCCAGGAAAUUGAGGGGGUUAAGAUUGUCACUUACUGCUCCCCUCUCUACUUUGCCAACUCAGAGAUCUUCAGGCAAAAAGUCAUUGCCAAGACAGGUAUGGACCCCCAGAAGAUAUUACUCGCCAAGCAGAAAUAUCUCCGGAAGCAGGAGAAGAGGACAGCGAAGCCCACACAACAGAGGAAGUCCCUCUUCAUGAAAACCAAGACGGUCUCUCUGCAGGAACUCCAACAAGACUUCGAAAGUGCUCCCUCAACUGACCCCAACAACAACCAAGCUCCUGCAGGUGAUGCCAACAUAUCCUACAUCACCUUCAGCCCAGAAUCCUCAGCGGCUGCCUCGUGUGAGCCACCCACCUCCGCUCAGUCUCCCAGGGAGCCUAGUGAUGCUCUAGCCAGUGUACCGCCCUUUGUCACCUUCCACACCCUCAUUCUCGACAUGAGCGGAGUCAGCUUUGUGGACUUGAUGGGCAUCAAAGCCCUAGCCAAGCUAAGCUCCACCUAUGAGAAGAUUGGAGUCCAGAUCUUUCUGGUGAACAUCCAUGCCCAGGUGUACAAUGACAUCAGCCAUGGAGGUGUCUUUGAAGAUGGGUGUGUCCAGCGCAAUCAUGUUUUCCCCAGCGUUCAUGAUGCAGUCCUCUUUGCCCAGGCAAACACUAGAGAAGACCCAGCACACAGCUUCCAAGGGGCUCCAGGAGACACUGAGUUCUCCCUGUAUGAUUCUGAAGAGGACGGUCCCAGCUAUUGGGACUUAGAGCAGGAGAUGUUUGGGAGCAUGUUUCACACAGAGACCCUGACUGCACUGUAAGGGCCCGUUUGGUUCCCAUACUGCCUCCUGAGCACGUGGCACCUGGGAUUUCCACGGACGAUAAGCCCAGGACCACAGGGAGGGGCAGAAAGAAGAGUAUGUCCAUCGGCCAAGGCUCUCGACCCUCUCUCAACUCCAGUCCUCUCUCCUGACUUUUCCUCCCUCCCCAUCUCCCUGGGAGAGAGCCGUCUCAGCCUCUGCAGCCAGAAGAGCCCGUCCUGACAAGAACUGGCAGGGACAAGAUAUGAUGAACCCACCCAUCACCUCCCCUUCUCAUUCAAGCCCAGCCCGGCAGUAAGCUUAUUCUGCCCAUCUACCCGUGCCCUGCCAUGGCAGCUGGUGGACACCUUGCCUUCCGGUCUUAAGAGCGAGACAAGCAGAGAAAGAUAGGGGCAGCUGUGCUGAGCUGGAGCACAGUCCAAACGGGGCUGUGGCCUGGGUGGUUUGGCCUUGGAGGGUUUCAGGCUGUCGUGGGACUCAGGGAUGCAUUGGGUUAGAAUGUGGAAGCUUGUCCCUCCAGUUGCCUUAUAGUUGUCAGCUUUGUGCUUCAAAGACACGGUACUGUCCCCAAUCCAGGCGUCUCUGUCUCUGUGCCCACUUCUCUCAUUGUCCUAAGACUGCUGGGGCCUUCAUUGCUGUCCAGCACUUCAGCCCCAGUGUGGGCAGUGGGCAGGACCUGCAAGACUGUCAGCACUACCUCUCCAGGGACAGAUUUGGCCUCUUGAAUCAUCCCCGCCUGGAUGCUGCUCCAUUCUGGGGAACAGGUGACCAGCAGAAUCCUCCAGCGAUAUGGCAACAGCCGUUCUGCACAAAAUCUUUCAGAAUCCCUCUUUGUACUAGAGACACAGAGAGGGGAACAGGCUGCUACUGCAGACUCAGGACAAACUGGUGGUCCCUGGACCUGACAGUCCACCUGAC